Ictalurus furcatus (blue catfish) is the source of this 2427-nucleotide messenger RNA. RefSeq lists its product as uncharacterized. Lineage: Eukaryota; Metazoa; Chordata; Actinopteri; Siluriformes; Ictaluridae. The coding region runs from base 365 to 2077 and encodes 570 amino acids. The record is from RefSeq and is a predicted model, not a curated record. Gene Ontology annotation, molecular function: GTP binding; ATP hydrolysis activity. The transcript is spliced from 3 exons.
CAUUCCCAAACACUGCUGACAAAACUGAAUCUCAAGCUAUUUGGAGCGCUGUGUUGAAGGAUGCAGAGGAUUUAAAGUCCUUUUUUAUGAAAAGUUUUUAAAGUUCUUUAUGAAAGACAUUACGUUUCAUAUGAUGUUAUGACUAGAUACAACUUAGUCAUUUUCAUCGGCUGGUUUUUAACCCUCCCUUAUGACUCUCGUCAUGUGAUAAAGAAACUCUUCCUGUUGACAUUGUCAUAACACAGAUAUUAUAGUAUCACACGUCUUUCUUCAUUUGACUGAUUUCUACAACACGGGUCAUUCAGCUGUGCAGGAAACUUCUGAGACAUUUGUCUCAUCUACAACUAACUAACCAACCAGGAUUAUGGCUACAGGAUUUCAAGACUCAUCACAGACUGUAUGUGAUGUAAUCAAGAAGAGUAAAUUAAUCAGUGAAGGUCCACCUGCACGAUAUCGUCUCCUCACAACCAGAAGUAAUCUUGAUGAAAAAGGCUCAGUGAGAAAAUGGACAUUUGGACAGCGAGACGUCAAAAUGCAAAACAAAAUCCUACUGCUGGUAGGAGAAACUGGAACAGGCAAAACUACUCUGAUCAAUGCCAUGGUAAAUUAUAUACUCGGGGUGAAGUUUACAGAUGAAGUGUGGUUUGAGAUUACAGAAGAGGGAGGAGAUAAUCACAUGCCAGAUCAGUCAGAAAGUCAAACAACUGAAAUCACUGUGUAUGAGAUCUUUAUCCAAGGCAACCCAAUCUGUCUCACCAUCAUUGACACUCCAGGUUAUGGAGACACCAGGGGAGCAGAAAAUGAUAAACAGAUCGCUGAGAAUCUGUACAAACUGUUUCACAAUGAUACUGGAGUGAAAGAAAUCGAUGCAGUGUGUCUGGUAGUGAAGGCAUCUGAGAAUCGACUCUCUGACAGACAGCAGUACAUCUUUGAUGCACUUUUGUCAUUAUUUGGUAAAGACAUAGAGAACAACAUUGUCAUUUUUAUCACUCACUCAGCUGGAUUGCCUCCGACAAAUGCUCUUAAUGCCAUCAAGAAAGCAGGGAUUCUCUGCAGGAAAAAUAAAGGAAAUGAACCUGAGUAUUUCUCAUUCAACAAUUGUCAAACUGAGGAAAGGAACCCAGGAUAUAUCAAAGCUCUCCAGACAGCUUGGGAACAAAUGGAAAACAGUUUAAAUGAUUUCUUUUCCUCACUGAAAGAAGAGAACAGAAAAAGCUUAGAGCAGACUGAAAGAGUUCUGAAAGAGUCCAAACGACUUGAAGCCUGUAUUUCUAAUCUACAAGACCGUAUUGACUUUGUAGAGCGCAAACGUGAAGAACUGAUUCAGAUUCAGAAAGUCCUUGAGGAAAACCGAGAAAAGAUUAAGAAAAGUGAAGACUUUACUUUUACAGUCACCAAGUAUUACAAAGAAAAAGUUCCCAUUGAAAAUGCUUCAUGGUGGGACAGAAAGGCCACCACUUGCUCUGUCUGUGAGGAAAACUGUCAUGAGUAUAACUGCUGGAGCGCCUGGAGUCCUCUGUGGUGUUAUGUCAUGAAAAAUGACCAGUGCACUGUAUGUACAGGUAAAUGUCACUACACUAAACAUGUCAGAGAGGACAAGAAAUAUGUUACAUGCAGUGAAGAGACUAUGGUGACGUUUGAUGACUUCAAAAAACAAUAUGAAAGCAGUAAUUCAGCAUCAGAUAUCACGUUUGACUCAAACGCCGUUGAAAAUGUUAAAAAAGAGUUUGAAAGCAGCAAGAAACAGGAAGAGGAGAAGACAAGCAUAGAGAAGAGACUGAAAGAAGAACUGACCAAGAAUGAAAAGGAAAAAGCUGAGCUGGUGGAAGAAGCCUGCUCCAUCGUCAUGAAACUGUCUGAGAUUGCUUUAAAGUCAGAUUCUGCUUUCAUUGUUCAGUGUCUCAACUUCUUGAUCCCUCGAGCUGAAGAAACUGGAAAACUCAACUAUGCUCAGAAACUAAGAGAGCUGAAGAACAUUCAUCCUGAAUCACAGGAAAGAGUUAAUGCUGUACUGGGGUAUGCAAGAGCAGGGUUCAGUAAAAUUAAAGAUGCUGUUACUCGUACAAAUAACAUGUAAUGAAGAAGGAAUUCUCAUCAUAUCUGAAUCAAGACUGCAGGUUUUGUACAUUUAAUAAACUGCAUUGUGUUUAUUCAUUAAUGCUGAUGUUCAAUAUUUAAUCUUUUACUUUGUUUUGGUAAUCAUUUAACACUGUUUUGGUGAGCCAUUAUGAAAAAAAUUAAAGUAUAGCAAUGGAAUUUUUCUAAAAAAUUUAACUUUACCUUACACAUACCAUACUGCUUAUGAAGCUAUACUGUGCAUGGAUAGAUGAUUUAGUUAAUUAGCUUCUAUUGUUAAUUCCACUAGUGCUAAUGUUCUCUGUGUAACUAUCUGUUUAUCUGACUUUCUCAUUAAAUAACAGUGUUUUA